AUGUUUAGAUAUCCCAAAUUCUUCCUUUUCUUCUUAUUCAAUAAUUUUUUUCUCUCUCUCAUUCCUUCAUUUAAUUCUGGUUCAUUUCUUUUCUUCUCUCUCAGUUUUUCAUUUACUUCUCUCUCUCUCUCUCUUUCUCAUUAUUUUCUUUUCUUAUUUUUCCUUUCCUUUUCAUUCCUUUAUUUUUCUCUCUUAGUUCUUCCUUAUUUUUAUCUCUCAGUUCUUCCUUUUCUUCUCAUUUAUUCCUUUCUUUUCUUCUCUCUCAGUACUUCAUUACUUCUCUCUCAACCCUUCUUUUUCUUCUCUCUCAUUACCUUCUUUUCUUCUCUCUCAAUUCUUCGUAUUCUUCUCUCUUUAUCCCUCUUUUACUUCUCUCUCAUCCCUUUCUUUUAUUCUCUCUUCUUCCUUCAUUUUCUUCUCUCUCAUUACCUUCUUUCCUUCUCUCUCAGUUCUUCGUAUUCUUCUCUCUUAAUGCCUCCUUUACUUCUCUUUCAUUCAUUUCAAUCAAUUGUUCCUUCCUUUUAUUUGUUACCAUUCUUUUCUGUCCUUUCUUCCACGGAUUUCUUUUAUGCUUCCUUCAUUUCGUUCCCAGCUCUUUCAUUUGCUGACACUCUCGCGGACCUUCAACCUAGACAAGGUGGCACCGAAUUGCAAUCUGAGCAUGCGCAGGUCAAAGUCCCCGCAGAAAAUGGUGGAGAAGGCCAGCUACAAACUUGA
This is a messenger RNA of Acanthosepion pharaonis, 717 nucleotides long. The record is from the annotation of a GenBank genome assembly. NCBI's taxonomy places the organism in Eukaryota, Metazoa, Mollusca, Cephalopoda, Sepiida, Sepiidae.